Nicotiana attenuata is the source of this 1119-nucleotide messenger RNA. RefSeq lists its product as uncharacterized. The record is from RefSeq and is a predicted model, not a curated record. The transcript is spliced from 4 exons. NCBI's taxonomy places the organism in Eukaryota, Viridiplantae, Streptophyta, Magnoliopsida, Solanales, Solanaceae. Bases 433 to 1119 code for a protein of 228 amino acids.
ACCUACUAGGCCUGCUCUUAACUAUGCUGAAGCAUUUAUUAAAAGUGUCUGUGAAUUGUCUUUAUGAUAGCAAAACCCAUCCUUAUGCAUUUUGAUUCUAUUAGAUCCUUUGUUCCAUGCAUAAGAAAAUGGUAGCAGAUUAUUUAACUGUUUAUAUAGCAGAUUAAUUAGUUGAUCUUGUAUUUUCCAAGUCAGGAUUACUAUAGAAUGUCUCAUUUCUUUAACCUGAUGGACAAUGGUUAAGUUCCUCUCUCAACUGCUUUGUGUUCUUUCACUGGAAUCUUUGCAUUUGAAUUGGGUUAGCAGAUUCAUAGAUGUGUUAUAUUCCAAAAGUUCAUGACACGGAUACUGAUACUUAUUUCUUUAUGCAAAUUUGUUGUUUGAAAUAUUUGACAAUGUUGAACUGGUAAGUUAGAUGUUUAUUUGCAGAAAAUGUCCGAAACCAAUAUCGAGAAUCGAAAAAAGUUGAAGCAUCCAUACACUGCUGGCAAAACACCUUUUGCUCUAAUCAUCGAGGAAAAAAAGAAGGAAAUGGCUGAUACUUCGGAUUCCCUAUCAAGUAAGGACAUCUUUGUGGCUACAAUAAAAAAAAAACCUGGUCGAGUAUACAAAGGCUCUUAUGAGAAUACAAUUAGUAAAAUUACUAAAAUGGAGAGAAUACAAUCAACUCAAGAAAGUGGAGAUGGUAGUGAUUCAGUUGACGCGUUUGCAUCAGUCAUGGGACCUGAGCACCCAGGUCGGGUAAGAUUGUAUGGACGAGGAGUUAACAAGACUGUCUUAGAAAAGAAAAAAGGAGAUUUUGGAUCCUCUGUAAAUGCUACUGAUGAGAGAAUGCAACAACAAAUGGAGGAAAUGGAAGAGAGGAUGCAACAAAGAAUGCUGGAAAAGUUGAAUGCACAAAAGGAAGCUAUGGAACAAGAUAUUACGAUGAAAGUCGUUACACGACUUCAACGUCUCAACCCCGAUUUGAGACUUGAUCCUGACAUGCUAAUAUUCAUUGUUCGUGCACCUAGUGAAGCUUCUUCUACACAACAAGGUGCUAUUCAACAAAUCAAUCAUCCAUCCGCUGGCAGUAACAAUCAAGGAUAUUUAUGGUGGAGAAAGAGGGGUUGUUUGUGA